This is a messenger RNA of Oldenlandia corymbosa var. corymbosa, 2899 nucleotides long. The record is from the annotation of a GenBank genome assembly. NCBI's taxonomy places the organism in Eukaryota, Viridiplantae, Streptophyta, Magnoliopsida, Gentianales, Rubiaceae.
AAACAAUUCAAAGGAAGCAUGUGAUGGUCCUUUGGCAAAUGCUAAGCUGUGAUUUUUCAUGAUUGUCUGGAAGUAGCUAGUGAUCCAUGUAACAAGAGAUACAAGAUACAUGGGAUCGAAGCGUAUUAAUUUAAUUAUUGUGUGGAUUUUUAAUAUUGGCUAGCAGUGCUGGACUUGUCUGGGGGGGGCAUCUCUUUCACAAAAAUGGAAUCACAUUGGCUGAUGGCACUGGGAUUUGUUUGGCAUGCCUCAAAUCAAAAACAAAAAACCCCAAGCCCCAAACAAACACCAAAAAACAGUGCUUUGAUUUCUCUGUGUGUGUGUGUGUGUAUAUGUGUAAAAAGAGAAUCUUAAAUUCUUCCACAAAUGAUAUUUUAUUAUAUCGGUCUAGCUCUACAGUAGUACGUAGUAUAUACCCCUUUAAAGUAAUGCGACAUGGAAGAUGUUGCUCCAUCAGACAAAGCUAAAAAAUUUUAUCUGAAGCACUCUCUCCGAACCCUUCCUCCUCAGUUGUCAACAAUUGCUGCUGCUUGUCAUUUCUUCUCCUUCUUCAACUUGCUUUUCUUUUUGUUGAUCAUCUUUAUCUCCUUACCAAUUUUCCCUCAUCAUCACCGGAUUUAAUUUGAUCGUCUUCUCUCCUUCAAUUAUUCUUCAGAAGUUUUAAGGUAAGAAUUAUAUAUCAAGUAGCCAUCACUGAUUGAUAUCUCUUUUUUGUUUCAGGAUAUUUUCAUGAUUGAUGGUGUUUUUUAAUAAGCAGCUUUAUUUUCUUGCUAAAAUGAUGACGCUAAUAAUAUGAUUUCUUCAUUUCAUAAAGAUAUCAUCAUGCUGCAUAUAAGAGCCCCCCCUGCAAACUUCUUCAGCAAAACAACUACUUGUCAUAUGCUUUGAUCCCAUCAGAAAUCUUGUGCAACAAUUUUCUUCUCAAAUAGCGUAAAGUCAUGAUAGGAAGGCGCUGCAGAGGGGACUAGGUUAGGUAACAGCUGCACAAACAUACAUAGAAUUUUAGCCCAUUAUUACAUGAGACGGAAGCAGUUUGCAUGUGACUCUAAGUACUUUGGUAUAUGAGAAUUGUUGGAUUUUAAUACUUGAGUAGGAAGGGAAUGAAUGAAAAAGGAGGAGUUUCGAAAAGUUUCUACGUCAAAAUGGAAGAGAACAGCUUACUUUGGAUAAAUGUCCUUGAACAGUGUUGCUUUAAGCCACUUUUUUCCUGGAUGAAAAUGAUAACUGCGCCAUGUUAGGAGACAUCUAGGUUCGUACAAUUAUCACCCAUGUUAGGAUAACGGUGUAUAGUGAUCAUCAGAGUUAGAUUCCAACAAUCAUAUUUACAUACUCCAUAUAUAUAUAUAUGCUGCUUCAAACCUGUUUGAAUGCCCUAAAGCUUCUCUCUUUAAUCGUUCCACAACUUCUUUUCUGAACUCAUCGUUGUCACUUUCUGCAUUUUCAGGGGCACAACAGCAAUAAAGGGGGAAAAGAAAAAAACAUGUGUUGUAACUGACAGUACUGAUCCAUAUCAGUUCAAGCAAAAAAAAAAGGGAUCUUGGAUCUGUUUUCACUUCCAAGAGAAAGUCGUUUGAUCUUUCAACAAUAAUGGAAAAUCUUUUUAACCCGUACGACAAGGAGUCCAUGAGAAUGGCUAUGCUAAAACACGAGGAAACAUUUAGAGAACAGGUGUAUGAACUUCACCGUCUAUAUCAAGUUCAGAAGAUACUAAUGAACAACAUCGCAAACAUCAGAAAACACGGGCAGGAUUCUUCAGACAUUAGGAACUUCAAUAUUUCACCUAAUCAAUUCAUUCAGACAGUUAAUCAUAACCAAGAUACCCGAGAAAGUCGGCCGAGGAAGUUUCUUGAUUUGGGACUUCCGGUCCAAUCGUUGCAUCGUCCAGUCGGGUUAGAAGAAGGCAUUUUUAAUGGUACAGUCCAAAAUAAUACUAUUGAGGAGGAGGAGACGGAGGAGCUGGAGCUUACAUUAGGCCUCGGCCCAUCUAGUAGUAAAAGUACGAGGAGGACUAACACGGAUUCUGCUGCAACUCUUUCUAAUUCAUCUUCCACUGAAUCUAGCCAUAUGAAGAGGCCGGAGCCAGCAACAUUUCUGAGUACGAGGAAUUCAAGUAAAGAAGAAUUAAUUGGAUGGCAAUGGGGAUUAAAUCAUCAUCAUCAUCAUCCAUCAAGUUCCAGAAGAAAUGGUGCUAGCAUUGAGGAUAUGAAGUUCAGACAGGAUAGACAUACCAAUCCUCCUUGGCUAUUCCAAGCUUUAAGUCUAAACACCACUUGAGAAGAAAAAGGAAAAAAAAAAAAAUCCAUGUAGAGAGAUCAAGAUUUUUACAAGACUGCUCCUAAGUGGUCGGCUAAUUAUGCGAUAGUUUAGUGAAUUCCCAACUCAGUUUUUUUUAAUCUGUAAUGGUGAUUACUAUAGGUCCUGCCCGUUUUGUAGAUUUUUCUUUAGCCCUUUUAUUUUCUUUAGCAGUACUAACCGCAUUUUGUAUACUUCCAGGUCAAGCUAAUUUGUUAUCCUGAGUCCAUACCUCAAAACAGAAGAUAUAACUGAAGUGAUGCAAGCUAUGCUUAAUUUGAUUGGUUUGACAGACUGGACGUUUCUAUGAAGUUCUCCCCACAAAGGAAAAAAAAAAUAAAAAUAAAAAAUAAAAAAUCUAGAGGGAAUCUUAUACAAAUCAGUCCAGAAAUAGUCCCACGUUGGAAACCAAUCUAUGUACAUGUAACUUGAUGGAUCAGAUGUUUGAGCAGUGUUCUGAUAUGACACUAAUUAAAAUGCUUGUGGUGGGGGACCAAUUGGGCUUUUUUCAUCUUUGUACUUAAACGUUUUAUCAGAACCAAUUUUAAAGCUAUAGAAAGUAACUUUUCAUCCCCAUUUGAGGUUUCGAAACCUUCUUAAAUAAUGU